Messenger RNA from Protopolystoma xenopodis, 117 nucleotides. The record is from the annotation of a GenBank genome assembly. NCBI's taxonomy places the organism in Eukaryota, Metazoa, Platyhelminthes, Monogenea, Polystomatidea, Polystomatidae.
AUGCAGGAAUGCGCUACAUCCGAGGCACAGAAACGAAAGCGGUUGGCCUACCUUGGUCCUGUGCCGGCCAUUAGGUCCACACUAGCCUUAACAAUGGCGACAGCUGUCAUGGCGUAA